ACUGUGUUACUCUAACUCGGGAUCCCGUGUGCCGCAGACGCUGCGUGGAGGAUACAUUGUUGCAGAUGUGAAGGAAUUACCCCCGGCGGGUGGGAUUUGGUGUUCGCGGCGCGUGGACUGAUACCCUCGGAUUCGGGGAAUAUGGGUGCUGUGGGGCUGACUUUUACCCUUCUCCUGGCAACUUUCUGCGCAGGCUCAGGGCACAAUGAUGCUGAAACCAGGGAAUGCGUCUACUACAACGCGAACUGGGAGAUCGAGAAAACCAACCAAAGCGGCGUGGAAAAAUGCGAAGGCGAGAAGGACAAACGGCUUCACUGCUACGCUUCGUGGAGGAAUAAUUCCGGCUUCAUAGAGCUCGUGAAGAAGGGAUGCUGGCUGGAUGAUUUCAACUGCUAUGACAGGCAGGAAUGCGUGGCGAAAGAAGAGAACCCCCAGGUGUUCUUCUGCUGUUGUGAAGGCAAUUACUGCAAUGAGAAAUUUACCCAUUUACCGGAAGUGAGAACGUUUGACCCCAAGCCACAGACGGCUGCCUCGCUGCUCAAUAUCUUGGUGUAUUCUCUUCUUCCCAUCGCCGGUCUCUCCAUGGCCAUUCUCUUGGCUUUCUGGAGGUACCGCCAUCGGAAGCCUCCCUAUGGGCACGUCGACAUUAACGAGGACCUCGGCCCCCCGCCUCCUUCUCCUCUGGUUGGGCUGAAGCCUUUGCAGUUGCUGGAAAUUAAAGCUCGGGGGCGCUUCGGCUGCGUUUGGAAAGCGAGGCUGAUGAAUGAAUACGUCGCCGUGAAAAUCUUCCCCAUUCAGGAUAAGCAGUCUUGGCAAAGCGAGCGAGAGAUCUUCAACACCCCGGGCAUGAAGCACGAGAACCUCCUGCACUUCAUCGGAGCCGAGAAGCGGGGGUCCAACCUGGAGAUGGAGCUCUGGCUGAUCACUGCCUUCCACGAAAAGGGCUCUCUGACGGAUUUCCUGAAAGGGAACGUGGUCAGCUGGAACGAGCUGUGUCACAUCUCGGAGUCGAUGGCUCGCGGCCUCGCGUACCUCCAUGAAGACCUGCCGCGCUGCAAAGGGGAAGGACACAAGCCAGCGAUCGCUCACAGAGAUUUUAAAAGUAAAAACGUUUUGCUGCGGCACGACUUGACGGCCAUUCUCGCAGACUUUGGUUUGGCGGUGCGGUUUGAACCCGGCAAACCCCCGGGAGAUACGCACGGACAGGUUGGAACGCGGCGUUAUAUGGCUCCAGAGGUGCUAGAAGGAGCAAUUAACUUCCAGCGAGAUUCCUUUCUCAGGAUAGACAUGUACGCCAUGGGGCUGGUCCUCUGGGAGAUUGUGUCCAGAUGCACGGCCGCGGAUGGCCCUGUGGAUGAAUACAUGCUGCCAUUCGAAGAAGAGAUCGGUCAGCAUCCGUCUUUAGAAGACCUUCAGGACGUGGUGGUUCACAAGAAAAUGCGACCGGUAUUUAAGGACCACUGGUUAAAACAUCCCGGUUUGGCGCAGCUCUGUGUCACAAUCGAAGAAUGCUGGGACCACGACGCAGAAGCGAGACUCUCAGCCGGCUGCGUGGAGGAGCGCAUUUCACAGAUCCGCAAAUUAGUGACCGGCACUACCUCGGACUGCCUCGUCUCCAUCGUUACGUCUGUCACCAACGUGGACUUACCGCCCAAAGAGUCCAGUAUCUGAGUCACGGCUCCUCUGUCUUUCCAGACUCAGAAAUUUCAAAAAAAAA
Messenger RNA from Spea bombifrons (plains spadefoot toad), 1717 nucleotides. It is a transcript of the gene ACVR2B, whose product is annotated as activin A receptor type 2B. Bases 142 to 1671 code for a protein of 509 amino acids. Gene Ontology annotation, biological process: activin receptor signaling pathway; protein phosphorylation; cellular response to growth factor stimulus. The record is from RefSeq and is a predicted model, not a curated record. Gene Ontology annotation, molecular function: activin binding; ATP binding; activin receptor activity. NCBI's taxonomy places the organism in Eukaryota, Metazoa, Chordata, Amphibia, Anura, Pelobatidae. Gene Ontology annotation, cellular component: plasma membrane; activin receptor complex. The transcript is spliced from 12 exons.